Messenger RNA from Suillus discolor, 1538 nucleotides. RefSeq lists its product as uncharacterized. The coding region runs from base 299 to 1246 and encodes 315 amino acids. The transcript has a single exon. The record is from RefSeq and is a predicted model, not a curated record. Lineage: Eukaryota; Fungi; Basidiomycota; Agaricomycetes; Boletales; Suillaceae.
GGUAUUUCACAGCGUUAUACAAAUUUUCGGAGAACCCCACUAGAUGAUCGUCCCUUCCUGGUAAGUGUAUGUAUUCUGCCAGCAAUACUGCCGCAUACGAAAACCCCACACAUACGUUGCACAACAACAUUGGUAUGGAAAUAAUUGCGUUCGCGAACCGUGCACACGGAUCAUGAUGCAUAAUGGUGUUGCCCCAAUGCGUCGUGCUUAUAUUGCAGGGCCGCUUGGAUAUACUGAAUCCUGAUUUAAGCUUCUCCGUCGCGUUUUCCCUUUCGACGGUUUACUCAAAAUUUUCUUCAUGCCAUUCUCUACCGCGGCAUCGUCCACUGUCGCUCUCGAGCACCAACACAUCCUUUUAUCUCCAACUUCUCCCAUCAACCUUCAAACUUUUUCAGAUGUGCGUGACUCGGAGGAGGCUGCCCAGAGCAUCGCACUCCGCAUGAUCACCAAUGCGUGCACAGUGGACGGUGUCCGCAUCGGUAUCCACUAUUCGAAGGAAGACAACAGUGACUGUUUUCGACUUGUCGCUUCCCAUAUAUCCACCUGUCUACCUUUAUCCCCAUAUCUCUUUAUCAUAGCAACCACCAGUGUGUCGCCAACAAGUGUUGGUAGUGAUGCCUGUGUUUCAGACGCACUCAUCAUCUGCGGGUCAGAUGAGGAUGACAUGCAGCGGGCUGUGCUUCUCGCGUCUUCCAAAUUUCCAGGACGAGUAGAUGCAGUCAACAACAAGGGCACUCUCAUUGCUCAGGCUGCAUCCAUACGGCAAAUUGGCUCCUCGACAUACCACGAAGCCGCCUUGUGGGACAUAUUGUUCAACUCCGUGCAAACCCACAAUCCUCAUGCUCCUCCCCCCGGAUCUCGCAGCAUCGACCAAAUUCUCUCCGACGCCCGGGCGAAGCUCGAGCGAAUGACGCCCCAACAAGCUUACGACGCACUUCACGAUCCCACAUACCCGGUGCCCGUUUUUCUCGUGGAUAUCCGCCCUGCUGCAGAGCGCGGUCGUAAAGGCGAGAUCCACGGAUCUCUUAUCGUCGAACGAAACGUUCUAGAGUGGCGUUUUGACCCACGCUGCGAAGCGCGAUUAACAGUUGCAGAUCGCUAUGAUUCGAAGAUUAUAUUGUUUUGUCGUGAAGGGUACACCAGCUCAUUGGCUGCGGCGUCCCUGCAUGAGCUUGGGUUGUUGAAUGCGACCGAUAUAGUGGGCGGUUAUGAUGCGUGGAUCGCGGCUGGUCUUCCAUGUCAAUAGGCUAUUGAUGAGGAAAGCUAUCAAGUCAGUCGGCCAUCGUUUGAGUCUAGUGAUGUAAUUGAUGGGACAUGCCUAGAUUCAAUCAACAGAGGACUUUUAUGAAUUGUAACCAGCAGAGAUGACACUGCAGAUGCGGCGGCCAAUACUGGGUGUAGGGUGGCUGGGGAUCUGUGCAUGACCGAUAUCAUUGCUUGGCGAACUUGAAAUAGCAAGCUUGAGAAUGUUUUUUAUUGUAACUUUAUUGUGUACAAGACUCUCAUCCGGGACACAUCACAUACACGUGAUCGCGUCA